Helianthus annuus (common sunflower) is the source of this 1146-nucleotide messenger RNA. RefSeq lists its product as uncharacterized. Gene Ontology annotation, molecular function: nucleic acid binding. The coding region runs from base 1 to 1146 and encodes 381 amino acids. The record is from RefSeq and is a predicted model, not a curated record. Lineage: Eukaryota; Viridiplantae; Streptophyta; Magnoliopsida; Asterales; Asteraceae. The transcript is spliced from 3 exons.
AUGUGGAAACAAAUUGAUCAGUUACUUGCUUUACCUGCUUGUACUUGUGAUGCAUCUAAACAAUUUAAUGAUUUUAAUCAUCUCAUUAAACUGAUACAAUUUUUGAUGGGUCUUGAUAGUAUAUGCCAGUCUGUGAGAACUAAUCUUUUAACUAGAGAAACACUUCCUUCUAUGAAGGAUGCCUUUUCUAUUAUAUCAAGAGAAGAGUCACAUCUUCAUACUAAAUUUUUUUCUGAAAAGGUUCCUAAUAGUACUGUGGGCUUUGCUGUUAAAACAAAUCAAGUUUUUGAUUCAAAGAAAAAGGGUAUUAGACCUCCUAAUCCUAGUCUUAAAUGUUCUCAUUGUAACAAGACAGGUCAUACUGUUGAAAAAUGUUUUGAACUUGUUGGUUAUCCUUUAUGGAUGAAAUCUAAAAACAAUGGGAAUAAGGGUGGCAUGGAUUCUCAAACAAAGAAAGUCCAAGUGAUUGGUAAUCAAUUUGAUGGUCUCUAUUUAUGUGGUAGUUCAUCUGUUAAGGUGUGUAGUGCUAGUUGUGAUGUCAAUUUGUGGCAUGCUAGAUUAGGUCAUCCUGCUGAAGUUGUUUUACAUGUCUUGAAAAAUAAAUUAGAUGUUAAAAAUGUUAGUCUGUCACCUUGUGAGACUUGUAAUAGGGCCAAGCAACAUAGAGACCCUUUCCCUUUAAGUGAUCACAAGUCUAAAAUGUUGGGUGAAUUAGUUCAUCUUGAUGUUUGGGGUCCUUACAAGGUUCCUAGUAGAGAUGGUUUGAGAUUUUUCCUUACUAUUGUUGAUGACUAUACCAGGGCUAUAUGGGUGUAUCUCAUGAGACACAAACGUGAAGUUUUCCAUAAUACACAAGGGUUUUUUAAUUGGCUUAAAACUCAGUUUGGUAAACAUGUUAAAGUGUUUAGAAGUGAUAAUGGAACUGAUACUCCUCAUCCUAAAGUUGGCCCUACUCCCGAUGAUGAUAUCAAAAAUGAUCCUAUCUCUGAUCAUGGGUCUCAGCAGUCCAAUGUUGAGUCUAGUGACACUUUAGGUAAGGUUGUUUCUCAGCAACCAAGUGUCACUGAUGAACAUAUGGAUAGGGCUAAUCAUGAUACUGAGGUUGAGACUAUUUUUAAUAAUUCUGAGGGAGAUGAUGUUGGUUAA